This is a messenger RNA of Paramecium tetraurelia, 2052 nucleotides long. RefSeq lists its product as uncharacterized. Gene Ontology annotation, cellular component: nucleus. Gene Ontology annotation, molecular function: double-stranded DNA binding. The record is from RefSeq and is a predicted model, not a curated record. The transcript is spliced from 3 exons. Gene Ontology annotation, biological process: reciprocal meiotic recombination. Lineage: Eukaryota; Ciliophora; Oligohymenophorea; Peniculida; Parameciidae.
AUGAAAUAAAAAGACAAAUAUACAACAGCAUGUGGGGGAUUAUCAUCUGUUAUUAUGAUAUUCCUUUUGAGCUUCAUUUUUAUUAACAGACUUAUUAGCAUUAUCACAAAAUCUGAAUAUACAGUUAAAGUGCAAACAAUAUAGAGUGCAAACCCAAAUUAUAGUGCUAUGAAUUUAGACAAUUUUAUGCUUGCAAUAAAGCUUGAGGAUCCUCUUAAAGAAUAUUAUAAAAAUUCAUCGAAAAGUUUCUUUUCAAUAUCGCUGCAUCAGUAUAUUCAAUAAAUCUCAGCAGAUGGCUCAAAGAACAGAGAGUAAUUAAGGGAAUUCAAAUUAGAAUAAUGCACUGUUGAACACUUCCAAAACAUUGACUUUCAAAAUAAUGCAUACAUAGAAAAAUAGCUCCAAUAUUAUUUAUGUCUGCCUUUAACGUAUGAACUUUAGUUACAAGGAGGUUAUAAUACAGAAACAUUAUUAUAUCCUAAAUUACUUAUUUAAUUGUGUAAGGAUGACGACAACUGUUAUUCUUAAGAAGAGAUAGAAAAAGCUUAACUAGAUAAAAAUACAGCUAUCACUCUUUCAACUCUUAUUAAAUCGACUUUAUUUUCUUCAAAUAGCACAGAUGACGAUUUACAUUAGUACAUUAAUUCUGACUUUUAUCUCUAGUCAAACCUAUAAUAAUCGAUAUACACAGAUCUAUUUUUUUAACAUAAUAAAGUUUAAAUAGAUGACAAUUUAUUAAGUUUAAUGACCACAACCAAGGAAUUGGAUUAUUGGUCCUACACUCUCAAUGAUAAUAGAUAAUUUAAUAGACAGGAUUCUAAUCUUACUAACUUAUUUGAAAUAAACUUAAGAAUAAAUCAAUAAAAUCAGAUUACGUCAAAGACAGCAUAUAGAUUAGACUAAUUUAUUUCAUAUCUAGGAGGAAUGUUGAAGUUCUUUACUGCAAUAUUUGGAGUCUUUGCUAUUAAAUACAAUUUAGUUUCAAUGAGAAUUUCUUUGGCAAAUAUUUUAUACGAUUUUAAUAUUCCUUAUUAAAAUUAAGGUAGGCUACAAUUCUCAUAUGAUAGACUACUGAAUUUUAUAUAAUAUAAAAUAAAUAGAGUUGACGAAUUACUAGUGAAACUUAAAAACUAUACUUUUUAAGUGGUUAAAUUAAGUCACAUCACUAGGAUGUGGAGUAGUGUUUCAUAGAGUCAGAAGUUAUAGAGAUAAGAGUAAUCAUAAGAACAAGCAGAAGUAACAGAACAAAAAAUCACUUAAUUUGAUAUUAAUUAAUUUACUAAAAAGUUAAUGGAAUAUAAAGAAAGUUUUAUGGACAAUUUAGUUCAAAAGAUUCUAGAUACUAGAAAUUAAUUGAGAUUAGAUUUAAACUUUUAUGUUUAUAUUCUUUUGGGGUGCUCCUGCUUUAAGAAAAUCUGGAUGACAAGGCAGCUCAUAAUUCAAUGUGAUUAAAUGAUAAAAAGGGAUUUAGAUAUAAUUACAAUACUAAGUAAAAUUCAAUAAAUUGAUAAAUUAAAAAAAACAUUACUGGAUGAAAAUUAAGUAUCAGUAUUCAAUUACACCCCGAGACCUGUCAUUUUUAUAGACAAACAUUAUCAGAUUAUCACUGAAGAUUAGUCUAGACCAAAUCAUUUAAUAACUUAAACUAACAAAUAGAAAAGAGCAAGAGUAAUCAACAAAAGAAUAAGAUUUAACACAACUAAAAAAUUCUUUAAAAUUUAUAAUUCUUAUCUUAAAUUGAAAGAAAAUAACAAUCAGAUUAAUUACAGGUUAACCUAAAUGCUUGGUCCUACUUUAGAAUUGAUUUUCUAAAAGUAUCAUGAAAUAUAAAUUGCAGCCCAAAUAAAAGAGGAUCUAAACAAAACAUAGUUAGAUAUGCAAUCCAAAAUUUCAGAAUAGUCUGUAGGUAAUAAUGAUCAUAAUAAUAAUAAUAAUAAUAAUAAUAAUCAUCAUAAUAAUAAUUAAAGAGUAGAUUCAAAGAUUUAAAUUCAUCAAUAUAUAAAACCUAAAAUGUUAGAGGAUGAUGGAGAAGAAAUAUUGUAUUCUGGUUGA